CAAUGAAUUUGUUCAAAAUGUUUAAAUUGGAAGUUGACUUGGAUAUAUGAUAGUUGUUGAGUUGUCUGCAUGUUUAAUUCGUUGAUCUAGUUCUUGCAAUUUUAGAUCAUUAUUCCAUUGAACUGGCCUUCCAGCAGAUGUCUCGGAAAAUUUUGAAAUAUUUCUCAUCUCUUGUAGUCCCUUUUUACUCUGAAGAAAUGUUUGUUGGUUUGUGGAUGGAAUUGCAGCGACUCGAGUGGCGGCAGUCCUUAUCCACCGAAUUGGCGUCUUCAAUUGUUGCUGACAGCGGUCUCUGCCAUUGCUGAUUCGAGUCUCCUCGUGUAGGAUUUGUGGCUUUCUUCUUCUUCCUCCUGUUUUUUUUUUUUUGUUCCUUCCUCAUUUCACAUUCCUUUCCUGUUCCAAGAUUGCCGUGUCUGGGAAACAAAGUUGUAUCUCGUUUUGAUCGGAUCAAUAUGGAAUAAGCUGCUGUUGGUUUCAAAGUUGCAUAGGAUUCUCUGGACCUUACAGCGACGAGAUUUCUCGGUGUUAUGAUACACAGCUUCAGGGUUGAUCUAUCUUCGAAGAGCAAAAUCUGUCUUCCUUCUUUCUCCUGAGAUAUAUAUCAAAUGAUGAAGCUGACAUCUAGAAAGGAUUAUUGGAAGUCCAUGGUACAACUUCGGCCGGGCAGGAAAUCCCCCAUUCCUUUCUGCGUCUUCCCAAAACUUGAGUCAACAAGCACCUCAUCAGGAAGUGCUCCGGUUUAUCUGAAUGUGUAUGACUUGACACCGAUCAAUGGCUACAUGUACUGGUUAGGUCUUGGGAUAUAUCACACUGGAGUUGAAGUACACGGAAUUGAAUAUGCAUAUGGAGCACAUGAUUAUUCGACAAGUGGUGUUUUUGAAGUUGAGCCCCAUCAGUGCCCAGGUUUUAGGUUUAGGAAAUCCAUAUUCAUGGGCACAACUCAGUUAAAUCCACGACAAAUUAGAGAGUUUGUGGAGCUAGAAUCUCAAAAUUAUAAUGGCGAUGCUUACCAUCUAAUUGUGAAGAACUGCAACCACUUCUGCAAGGACAUCAUCUUUAAGUUGACUGGUAAUUCAAUUCCAAAGUGGGUAAACCGGCUUGCUAAUAUCGGUUCCUGCUGCAAUUGCAUCCUUCCAGAGUCUCUUAAGGUGACAGCCAUUCAUCAGGACCCUGAUUCACAGACCAAUGAUGCCGAGAGGAGGCUUAGAACUACUUUCAGUUGCUUAUCCUCAAUAUCCUCACGUCCACAGCAUUGGUUUACAUCUUCAAUUUUUUUGCCUUCUUCACUAGCUGGGAGUUUCUCCACAUGGGAGUUUCAAUGGCCCACUGCCAAAGCUUUGAAGGAUCACAACAAUCAAGCUUGUGAUCGUAUAGAUAAAAAAUCAGUAAUUCCUAUUUCGGAAUCUCUUUCUGCAGAAAGUAUCCAUCAAGAUGAGCUUAGUAAGAAAAAUGGCUAACAGAAGUUUAAUCCUAUCUUUCCACUCAGCGCAGAUACGGAUUCCAUGACUAUGAAGCUCAUGGUGAAACAUCUUUCAACACCAAAAUGUAGUGUUGUGUAUUGUAUUAUUCACCUUUGAGCAAUGAGCCCUGUAUAUACACGUUCUUCUGAGUUAAAAUGAAAAUGGGUAUGCGAAAACAUACAAAA
Zingiber officinale is the source of this 1645-nucleotide messenger RNA. Its product is annotated as deSI-like protein At4g17486. Gene Ontology annotation, biological process: protein deubiquitination. The transcript has 6 exons. NCBI's taxonomy places the organism in Eukaryota, Viridiplantae, Streptophyta, Magnoliopsida, Zingiberales, Zingiberaceae. Bases 606 to 1457 code for a protein of 283 amino acids. The record is from RefSeq and is a predicted model, not a curated record. Gene Ontology annotation, molecular function: deubiquitinase activity.